AAGCUAAGUUAGCAGCGGUUAUUUGAGCUAGCAAGUGCAGUUGUAGGAUAAAAUAACAGUCACUACUCUGUAUCACCACAUCAGUACAUAUAUGACGAGAUAACAGCCAACUAAUCGCUGUAUUAGGAAUAUAAGGAUUAAUUAGAUUACUUCUGUUGAUAUACAAUGGUUAUUGCUAACCGCACCUAGCUUGCUAGCUAACGUCAAGAUUAGUAAAAAGGCAAUUUAUAAUAUCCAUACAUUACAUUUGUAAAGUCAGCAACAAGUCACUGCAGACGCUGUGCAGUGGUCUGGCUCCUGGCGGUGAACGCUUUUCUAGCGUGUGUUUAAUAUUUUCAUCUCCCGUGCGGUGGAGAUAAUGCACCACGUAAAGAUCAAGACUGAGAGGCCAGAUGUGGAGGUAAUUGGUGCUCGAAGCAGAUUGGAUGCAGUGUUAAAGGGACUUGUUGAGAAGAGUGACAAUGAAAGGGAGCAAAAUGAUGGUGACACUGGGAAAAAUUCAGCGGACUCCCUUAACAAGGAUCUGUCUCCAUCAUCUGCUGGAAAAAGGCAAGUACCUUCAGCUCGAUUUCCACAGCACAGGAGGAAGAAGCGAAAAGAGAUGGACGAGGGCAUACCAGAGAGCAAUCAGCAUAAACAAAAUGCUUACAUUAUCAAGUUGUUUGAUCGCAGUGUGGAUCUGGCUCAGUUCCACACCAGCACCCCAUUGUAUCCUAUCUGUCGUGCCUGGAUGAGAAACAAUCCCUCUGUUCGAGAGCCAGCUCCUUCCCCCAGUCCCCCCCACAGCAUGGUAGAGGAAGAGGUCACAGACAUGAUCAAUGGUAAAGAUCAGAUUGUGUACAGACUCCCUCCUCCAGCCCCCUGUCCAAUCAGCUCUUCUGGCGAAGCUGUCAAUCUUAGGAUCCCACAGACGGAAAAGCCCACUGCUACCAAGGUUCUGUAUAAUUCUUCUGAUUCUGUUUCUGUAUCGGACUCUCUCUUAUGUGACCACAUGGAACGCUGGAAAAAGAUAAGGCACAAAUGGAAGGAGUGCUCUACCAAGAACCAGUUGAGAUACAGUGAGAGUAUCAAGAUCCUUAAGGAGAUGAAAGACCUGUAUGAUCACUAAUCAGCCUACGUGUAGUGCUUCACCACAGAAUGGACUCAAUGCAACUGCAAUGGAGCCAUAAUAAAAGACUGUGUCUGAACACACCUGCCACCGACCCUGAACAUUCUGCCUUGUAGGAAAGCAUUAACUAAUCCUGGAGACCUAAAUGGACUUUAUGCAAUGCAGAAUUCUUUUGAUGGAUGUUAUUUCAUUCUUGCACUAUUGCUUGUGCAAGAAUGAAGUUUGUCAUUAUCAUCCUUCUCAUAUGUCUGAAUAAAUUAACUUGCUCAUUAGUAGUGGUUUUGAACAAAAAUGAAAAGACUCAUUAAAGUCCAUUAUGGUUU
This is a messenger RNA of Solea senegalensis (Senegalese sole), 1431 nucleotides long. RefSeq names its product lin-37 DREAM MuvB core complex component (gene lin37). The coding region runs from base 359 to 1108 and encodes 249 amino acids. Gene Ontology annotation, cellular component: Myb complex; transcription repressor complex. Gene Ontology annotation, biological process: negative regulation of transcription by RNA polymerase II. The transcript has 9 exons. The record is from RefSeq and is a predicted model, not a curated record. NCBI's taxonomy places the organism in Eukaryota, Metazoa, Chordata, Actinopteri, Pleuronectiformes, Soleidae.